Messenger RNA from Aplysia californica (California sea hare), 860 nucleotides. RefSeq lists its product as uncharacterized. The record is from RefSeq and is a predicted model, not a curated record. NCBI's taxonomy places the organism in Eukaryota, Metazoa, Mollusca, Gastropoda, Aplysiida, Aplysiidae. Bases 146 to 463 code for a protein of 105 amino acids. The transcript has 2 exons.
CGUCGGCAAAGUCAAGAUCCUCGAGGGUGGAGAAGAUGGUCCACUUUAUGCCUCUUUUAUUGUUUGUUUGGUUUUGGGGUGUUUUUGCUUUUUUUUUUUGGUUGCUUUUUUAUCACCCUGUAGUUCCGCCAAGUCGAAAGUUUCAAUGUGUACAAGAUAUAUCCCUGAGAUCACGGUGUGUGUUUUCCCAGGAGAAGAUUCUGGCUUCAAGUACUACGGCACUGUCGGGGGAGUGUGUGCGGCCGUGGUUGCUGUGAUGGCUACUGCCAUUGGUGUCUACUUUGUCAGACAGUACAGAAUGAGACAACAGAAGCAGAGUCAGGCCAACGCUGAAACCAUCGUUCCUCUUGGUGCUAGAAGCUAUAUAAAUGGCUCCUUCCCUGAACCAACAUCGUACGCAUUAUCUGCGAUAUCACCAGCGUCUGUCAUCCCUCAGCCAGGAACAAAGACCGGCCACUUGUAAAGACAAGACACAGUGGACAAACUAAGUGGUGUUCAAUUUGACCCUCAAAAGUUACAUCAGUGAUUUAAAAAAAUAAUAAUAAUAUGUCUUACUGAAAAUUAACUUUUUCUAUCUUUAGAAAGAAGUCUCAAAUCUGGGGAGAUGCCCGUUCGACUGAGUUUGUGCAUGGCCAGGUUUGAGAAGAAAACUAGACAGGUAAAUGUGCACGUAUUAAACAGAAUUCUACAGAAAUGAUCUUAGUUUUAGUAGUUUUUGUAAGGUUUUGCGGCUCUCGCAACUGCAAAAGGCCACAUGAGCGACACGGGUUGGAUGUCAACAGAGAAGUCGGAACAGUACACUACGCAAGUUAACCGAACUGCUUGUGACGUGAGACAUGACGAUAACAAGGAUGGACGCC